UGGCUAGUUUAGUUUAAAGCUACAAUUGGUUGGUGUUACUGUUAUGCAGAUCUCCAUAAGGGUGGUAGCUAGAACUGACAUAAUAUUGCUAGCUGACUUGCUGGGAUAGCUAUUAACGUUACCUUAUGCCGUAUUCUUAUUUUUCUGGUAUUAACUAAAUUGUAGUUUAGAAACUGUUUUCGACAUAACGUUGUCUUUAUAACGGGGUUGAUAGAGCUGUGGGAGCUUGACAAGUUGUGCCUGCUUUUGAAAACUUAGCCUGUUAGCUAGUUUAGCUAGCCGGGGGUUGGCACUGGGGAUCAGACUCGGAGAGCUGACCAGCUGGCUUGCUAGCCACUUACUACCAGUCAGCUAGCUAAUGUUAUUGGCCAAGCUAACGGUACUGUAACAAUGCAGGUUAACUAGAUAGCUAUAUUCGCUAGCUAACUGUUAAGGCUAGAUAAAUCGUUUCAGGUAAACUGUGGUGUAGCUAGUUAGCCUGACGACAAGAACACAACAUCUUAGCUUAACGUUAGUCCUCGCUACUGUACUUUUUUUUGUUUCGUGAAGGGGAAGAAUGGAGAGAGAUACUAUUUUGAGAUACAUUGACAAAUGAAUUUUCAUCUGGCAAAGAUUGAUUUACAAGAAUUGGAUCGGACCUGGCGUUGACAAGCAAGCUGUAAACUCGCCCUGCUAGCUAGCUAAGUGGGCUAACGGUAGCUGACUGGCGUCAACAACCGAGCAGCUGAUUGCGGAUGGCCGGUGUCUCUGUAUUGGACAUGGAGACGCCUUCAUGCCCUCCGGUCCCUGUGCACCAGAACGGGACUGCUCACCGGGAGCCUCGGGGGUCCAGGCCAGCCACUGCUCCGGUGCUGCGGGUCCACCUCUACCACAGCAGCCUGGCUGGGCUAGACUCAUCCCCCCUCAGCUACCCACCAGGGGACUACGUAGUCGAGCAACUGUGUGUCAAUGCAGCGAAGGAGUGCAGUGUGUCGCCUCUGUACUGCAGCCUGUUUGGGCUCUUCAGAGAGAGAGACGGCAUGUGGUUCUCCCCGAACCAUGUCUUCCAGCUAGAUGAAUAUGCCAAUGAAGACAUGGUCUUCAGAAUAAGGUACUAUUUCCCUGGCUGGUACAGCAGUGGAGCUACGAGGGCAUAUCGGUAUGGAGUCACCAAGGGCUCUGAGAGUCCUGUCCUCGAUGACUUUGUCAUGGCAUACCUCUUUGCCCAGUGGAGGAGUGACUUUGUGAAUGGCUGGGUGAAGAUCGCCAACACACAUGAGACUCAGGAGGAGUGCCUUGGCAUGGCUGUAUUGGACAUGAUGAGGACAGCCAAGGAAAGACAAAUGUCUCCGCUGGAUAUCUACAAUUCCAUAAGCUACAAGUCCUUCUUGCCCAAGGAAAUGAGGGCUCACAUCCAGGACUGCAACUUCGUGACCAGGAAGAGGAUCCGCUACCGCUUCAAGAAGUUCAUCCAGCAGUUCAGCCAGUGUCGGGCUACGGCACGCGACCUGAAGCUCAAAUACCUCAUCAACAUGGAGUCUCUCGAGCAGGCAUUCUACACAGAACGCUUCCAGGUCAGGGAAUCCUCGGUAGGGCAGGUCACCAUCAUCGUGACGGCUGAUCAUGGCAUCCAGUGGUGCAGAGACGGGCACAAAGACUCUGAGCAGGACCUGCAGACCUACUGUGAUUUUCCAGACGUUACUGACAUCAGUAUUAAACACGCCAAUAAGGAGGGCUCGAUGGAGAGUCGAGUGGUUACCAUCAAUAAACAAGACGGCAAGACUCUGGAGCUGGAGUUCAAUUGCCUCUCUGAAGCUCUGUCCUUUAUAUCGCUGAUUGAUGGCUACUAUCGUUUGACGACAGAUGCACACCACUACCUCUGUAAAGAAGUGGCACCCCCUGCACUGGUGGAGGCCAUUACCAGCCACUGUCAUGGUCCCAUUUCAAUGGAUUUUGCAAUUAAUAGACUGCAAAAAUCUGGGAACAAGCGGGGUCUGUACAUCCUGCGAUGCAGCCCUAAGGACUUUAACAAAUACUUUUUGACCUUCACCGUGGGGUUAUACGAUGGCAUUGAGUACAAGCACUGCCAGAUCACUAAGGCUGCUAAUGGAGAGUUCAAUCUGAGUGGAACCAAAAGGAACUUCAGCAACCUCCAGGAAUUGCUGAGCUGCUACCAGAAGGAGACUGUGCGCUCUGAUGGCAUCAUUUUCCAGUUCAGCAAGUGUUGCCCACCCAAAUCCAAAGACAAGUCCAGUUUACUGGUAUCCAGGAGUAACAAGGGCUCAGACGUGCCGCUCUCUCCCUCCCUACAUAGACGCAACAUCAACCAAAUGGUGUUCCACAAGAUCAGGAAAGAGGACCUGGAAUAUACUGAGAGUCAAGGCCAAGGGACAUUCACAAAGAUCUUCAAAGGGGUCCGCAAGGAGCUGGGAGACUAUGGGGAGAUGCACCAAACAGACGUCAUCAUGAAAGUCCUGGACAAGGCCCACAGGAACUACUCGGAUUCUUUCUUUGAGGCAGCCAGCAUGAUGAGCCAGCUAUCGCACAAGCACCUGGUGCUGACCUACGGCGUGUGUGUGUGCGGGGAGGAGAAUAUCAUGGUGCAGGAGUAUGUGAAGUUUGGCUCCCUGGACACAUACCUGAAGAAGAACAAAAACUCAGUCAACAUCUUGUGGAAGCUUCAAGUGGCCAAGCAGCUUGCCUGGGCCAUGCACUUCCUGGAGGAAAAGAACCUUGUUCAUGGGAAUGUCUGUGCCAAGAACGUCCUGCUGAUCCGGGAAGAGGAUCGGAAAACUGGGAAUCCACCCUUCAUCAAGCUGAGUGACCCUGGUGUCAGCAUCACUGUCCUGCCCAAAGAUAUUUUGGUUGAGCGAAUCCCCUGGGUGCCUCCUGAAUGUAUUGAGGAUUCUACCAACCUGAGCCUUGCAGCAGACAAGUGGAGCUUUGGCACAACGCUGUGGGAGAUCUGCAGUGGAGGGGAGAAACCACUGGCAACACUGGACAACUCUAAGAAAAACCUCUUUUACGAGGACCGCCACCAGCUGCCUGCUCCUAAGUGGACUGAGCUUGCUAACCUGAUCACCAGCUGCAUGGACUACGAGCCCACGUUCAGACCCUCUUUCAGGGUCAUCAUCAGGGACCUCAACAGCCUGUUCACACCUGAAUAUGAGCUGAUUGUGGAGAGUGACCUCCUGCCAAACAGAACAGCAGCGUCACCAUGGGUCACUGGGGCUUUUGAGAACCAAGAGCCAGUCCAGUUUGAGGAGAGACACCUCAUCUUCCUACAGCAGUUAGGCAAGGGUAACUUUGGCAGUGUGGAGAUGUGCCGGUACGACCCACUCCAGGACAACACGGGGGAGGUUGUGGCUGUGAAGAAGCUUCAGCACAGCACGGCAGAGCACAUGCGGGACUUUGAGAGGGAGAUCGAGAUCCUCAAGUCUCUUCAGCAUGAGAAUAUCGUCAAAUACAAAGGAGUGUCUUACAGCGCAGGCCGGAGAAACCUGCGACUGAUCAUGGAAUACCUGCCCUAUGGGAGUCUGAGAGAUUACCUCAUCAAGAACAAGCAGAGAAUAGACCACAUGAAACUGGUGCAUUAUACCGCUCAGAUAUGCAAGGGUAUGGAGUACCUGGCAACCAAGCGCUACAUCCACAGAGAUCUGGCAACCCGUAACAUCCUGGUAGAGAGUGAGCUGAGGGUGAAGAUAGGGGACUUUGGCCUGAGCAAAGUCCUGCCCCAGGACAAGGAGUACUAUAUGGUCAAGGAGCCUGGAGAGAGCCCCAUCUUCUGGUAUGCCCCAGAGUCUCUGACGGAAAGCAAGUUCUCUGUGGCUUCUGACAUCUGGAGCUUUGGCGUAGUGCUCUAUGAACUGUUCACCCACAGCGACAAGAACUGCAGCCCUCCUGCAAUGUUCAUGGGCAUGAUGGGUAAUGACAAGAAGGGCCAGCUGAUUGUUUAUCAUCUCAUUGAGCUCCUCAAGUCGGGCAGCAGGCUGCCUCAACCUGUGGGCUGUCCCAUGGAGAUGCAUGAGAUAAUGCAGGAAUGCUGGGAUAAAGACCCAUGUUUGCGGCCCUCUUUCAAGGAGCUGGCCCUGCGUGUCGACCUGUUCCGUGACAGCAAGGAUACGUAGACAAACACCCUAAGUGCCCCUCUUCUAAGAGACUGUUUUUCUGCAUUCACUUGGUUGCCGUGUGUGUGUGUGUGUGUGUGUGUGUGUGUGUGUGUGUGUGUGUGUGUGUGUGUGUGUGUGUGUGUGUGUGUGUGUGUGUGUGUGUGUGUGUGUGUGUGUGUGUGUGUGUGUGUGUGUGUGUGUGUGUGUGUGUGUGUGUGUGUGUGUGUGUGUGUGUGUGUGUGUGUGUGACCGCCCCCCCCCUGUCCUUUUGCAGUGUGGCAAUAGAUUGGACUGAGAACAAGAUCUUCUACCAGGACACUAUAGAGACACUUGUAUCAAACAAGGUCUCAUUUCUCUUGAGAGUGUGUUUUUUUCUCUUCUUCUCCAGCCCUUUGUUUUCUAAGCUAGCAGGGCUAGCCUUCACCUUUCUGUCCCCCCAUCUGAAAAAUGAAAGUAUGCUGGACUGAUGGAACGGAAUGUUUCUUCUUUUUAUUUGUGUCGUUUUAUGUAUGUAUAUACAUAUAUUUGUGUACAUAUGUCAAGAGGAUUUUAUAAUUUUAUAAAAUGAAAAGAAUACAGUGCAGUCUGUAUUUGAAAUGUUAGACCAGAAGUCAGUGUAAAUGAAGUACAGUUAGAGAUUUAAAAAUCCAUUGAUUUAAAAUUCCAUUGUGAAGCAGGUGUUGUAAGAUUAAAAUAUAUAUCCAUGCUA
This is a messenger RNA of Oncorhynchus gorbuscha (pink salmon), 4797 nucleotides long. RefSeq names its product Janus kinase 2b (gene jak2b). The transcript is spliced from 24 exons. Bases 735 to 4106 code for a protein of 1123 amino acids. Gene Ontology annotation, biological process: intracellular signal transduction; cell differentiation; hemopoiesis. The record is from RefSeq and is a predicted model, not a curated record. Gene Ontology annotation, cellular component: cytoskeleton; membrane; cytosol. Gene Ontology annotation, molecular function: ATP binding; cytokine receptor binding; histone binding. Lineage: Eukaryota; Metazoa; Chordata; Actinopteri; Salmoniformes; Salmonidae.